AUGACAAAGAGCAGCGUCAUUAAAGAGUAUUUACAUUGGGUGAUACUCAUUAUUAACGCUAGUUGUAAGGUUGAUAUGCAUUUUAGGAAUCGUGAGCGUUAUUUCAAUAAAGAACAAAAAUGGCGAGACGCCAACGUUUAUGCAAAAGCUUUCUUUAUGAUCAGUCGUACGCUUGGUGUAGAAUUUGGUGGUUCAAUUGGGACACUUUUUUUCUUAGCGAAUGUUGUAGGUUGUGCUAUGGCCAUAUCCGGUUGUACUGAAGGUAUUAUGGAAAAUUUUGGACCUGGUGGCUAUAUCACAAAAGAUGGAAACUCUCUGCCAGAUGGUACAUGGUGGCGAUUUCUUUUUUGUACAUUAAUAAAUACGGCUAUGCUAUUGGUUUGUCUCGUCGGAGCGGCAUUAUUUGCAAAAACUUCGGUACUUAUCCUUGGCAUAGUUACCGUAUGUCUUUUGGCAACAUACAUUAGUUUCCUAUUUGUCGGCCCAAAAUCGCAUAUUCCCGUGCCUGAAGAGAACAAAUUAAAUAGUAACAUUACUUUAACUUAUACCGGUCUUAAUGGAACAACAUUAAAGGAAAACUUGUAUUCUCAUUAUGGACCAGAUUAUACAUCUGACGGAAAAAUCGUAGAUUUCGCCACCACUUUCGGUGUUCUUUUUGCUGGCGUGACUGGCAUAAUGGCUGGUGCUAAUAUGUCUGGCGAAUUGAAAAGCCCAUCGAAAAGUAUACCAAUAGGCACACUUUCAGCAGUCGGCUUUACAUUCGUAUCGUAUAUAAUACUGUCGCUAUUAAUGUCCUUAACUACACCUUACAUUACAAUGCAAAACAAUUAUCUAUUUUUAAUGCCAGUUAAUUUUUGGCCUCCGUUUACUGCUAUUGGUAUUCUAACUGCAACCUUUUCUACAGGACUGAGCAAUUUAAUUGGCUCGAGUCGUAUUUUUGAAGCAUUAUCGAAGGAUCAAGUUUUUGGUUCAUUACUGAAUUUUGUGCAAAAAGGUACUUGGAGAGGAAAUCCAAUAGCAGCAGUGCUAACAAGUUGGGUUCUAGUUGAAUGUAUAUUGCUUAUCGGUUCAUUCAACAUAAUUGCUCAAGUGAACUCGGUGUUAUUUAUGCUUUCGUAUUUAGCGACGAAUUUGGCGUGUUUAGGUAUAGAACUAACAGGUGCACCGAACUUCAGACCCUCUUUCAAGUAUUUUACUUGGCAUACUUGCCUAAUAGGCUUGAUUGGUACAUUGGUGAUGAUGUUUGUCAUUAAUCCUAUAUAUGCUUCUUCUAGCAUAAUAUUGUGUUUAAUUAUGGUCAUUGCCCUGCAUCUAUUUUCACCGGCAACACAGGCAGCGCAAUGGGGUUCUAUUUCUCAAGCAUUAAUGUUCCAUCAGGUUCGAAAAUAUUUAUUAAUGUUGGAUCCACGGAAAGAUCAUGUUAAAUUUUGGAGGCCUCAGAUGUUAUUGCUUGUUUCUUCGCCACGUUCAUGUUGUCCCUUAGUUGAUUUUGUUAAUGAUAUGAAAAAAGGCGGACUUUAUGUUAUUGGACAUGUAAAACUUGGAAAUUAUACAGAUGUAUCUGAUCCCGCAGUUGAAGAAAAUGCACAGUGGUUAUCAUUCUUAGAUCAUAUGAAAGUAAAAGCUUUUGCAGAAGUCACUUUAGCGACAAGCAUACGCGAAGGCGUGCAACAUUUAAUACGUUUAUCUGGGAUCGGUGCUAUGAAACCUAAUACAAUCAUUUUAGGCUUUUAUGAUAAUGAAACUCCAAAAGAUUUCUUCCAAAGUGCUUCUUCGCAAUACAAAACUGAUGAUUUCAAUAAUGGUGAGAUAAACAAUUUCCCAAUGAGAGUUGAAGGGGAAGAAAAGCACAUUAAUAUCGAAGAAUAUGUGGCCAUAAUAUGCGACGUUUUGCGUAUGAAAAAGAAUUUAUGCUUAUGUCGACAUUUUCAUCGCUUGGACAAAAAUUUUAUUGCAAAAAGCAAACAUAUGAAAUAUAUUGACGUAUGGCCAAUAAAUGUUUUUGAUCCCUUAGCUGAAAAUCCUUUUGAUGUUGUUUCGUUGUUCAUGAUGCAGUUGGCAGUUAUAAUAAAUAUGUUAGCUAAAUGGAAACAUUUACGUUUGCGCGUCUUCCUUUGCGAAACUGGAAACAGCGCUUCAAAUAUUACGUCCUUUGAUACCUAUGCGCCGCAAAUGGAAGUUUUAAGCAGAAUGAAACUGCAGCAAUCGCUAAAAGAGUUACGUAUUGAUGCCGAUAUUAUUGAAAUACAAGAAUGGAAUCGGAAUGAGUCAUUUACUCAACAUGCUCGGAUAUUGAAACAAUUUACAAAUGAUGCUGAUGCAGUUAUAGAUACAAUAUCUGAAGAGAGCUAUGAUAAUUCUGUUUCAUAUAUGAAAAGAGUUAAUCAAAUUAUACGCGAACGAUCGGACCAGACUGCUGCAUCUUUUAUUUAUUUAGCUGCUCCUCCAAAAAUCAACUCGCCCGGUUUUAAUGAACGCGCUGUACGUUAUAUUGACUUGUUAACCGAAUUGACUGCAGAUCUCCCGCCGACUAUUCUAGUACACGGUGUCAACUUGGUUACUUCAACUACACUUUAAAUUAGCUUUAUCUGUUAAUAAGCAAUAUAAAUUUAGACAAAUGCCCAAGUACCUUUCGAUGAAAAUUCAUUGAUUAACAUAUUCAUUUCGAUUCCAAUUUCAGAGAAGAAGUAAUUAUGUUUUAUAUUUGUAUUAGUUAUGUAUUAU
Teleopsis dalmanni is the source of this 2724-nucleotide messenger RNA. Its product is annotated as solute carrier family 12 member 9-like. The record is from RefSeq and is a predicted model, not a curated record. Gene Ontology annotation, cellular component: membrane. Bases 1 to 2577 code for a protein of 858 amino acids. Lineage: Eukaryota; Metazoa; Arthropoda; Insecta; Diptera; Diopsidae. Gene Ontology annotation, molecular function: potassium:chloride symporter activity. Gene Ontology annotation, biological process: chloride transmembrane transport; chloride ion homeostasis; potassium ion homeostasis. The transcript has 9 exons.